CACUUUGCCCUAUUCCAAUAUGGCGUCGAGUUCAUUGCCUUCCUCUUCCCGUACCUUCCGGCCCUAUAAUGUUUGAUUCCUAGGCUAGGUACUCCGGCGUCCCAAAUGAUGUAACCCGGCUACGGCCCGGGAUGCUGUUAUUUGGCUUCGGCCUGCCUCAGGACAUGGAUUGCCAGGCUCUGGUCAUUCGGAUACGAAUCCCUGAUGGAGGCGCCGUAGACUGGACAGUACAGCCGGCCACUCAGUUGCUGUUCCGGGACAUCCUGGAUGUGAUUGGUCAAGUUAUCCCUGAUGCAACAACCACUGCCUUUGAGUACGAAGAUGAGGAUGGUGAUCGGAUUACAGUUCGGAGUGAUGAGGAAAUGAAGGCCAUGUUGUCAUAUUAUUGCAGCAUGGUCCUUGAGCAACAGGGAAGUGGACCUCUGAUGGAACCUCUGCAGAUCUAUCCACGUGCCUGCAAGCCUCCCGGGAAGCGGAACAUACAUGGCCUCAAGGUGAACACCCGAGCCGGAUCUUCCAGUAGCAGCAGUCCAUCUGUGCCAGACAAUAUUUCCAGCAAUUGUUUAAAGAAGUCCUCUGCUGAAUUAAAGAAGAUUUUAGCCAAUGGACAGAUUAAUGAGCUUGAUAUCCAGUGCCGUGACAUUCUGGGGCAUGGAAAUGGAGGGACCGUGUAUAAAGCGUAUCAUGUGCCAAGUGGAAAGAUUCUGGCUGUAAAGGUCAUCCCAUUAGAUAUUACUGUGGAGCUGCAGAGACAGAUAAUGUCAGAGCUUGAAAUCCUGUACAAGUGCGAUUCUCUGUACAUAAUUGGGUUUUAUGGAGCGUUUUUUGUGGAAAACCGGAUUUCCAUCUGUACUGAAUUUAUGGAUGGUGGAUCCCUGGAUGUGUACAGAAAGAUUCCAGAGCAGGUUCUUGGUAGAAUCGCUGUUGCUGUAUUGAAAGGCUUGACUUACCUGUGGAGCUUAAAGAUUUUACACAGAGAUGUGAAACCUUCCAACAUGCUAGUGAACACACGUGGCCAUGUGAAGUUGUGUGACUUUGGUGUGAGCACUCAGUUGGUGAAUUCUAUUGCCAAGACGUAUGUGGGAACAAAUGCUUAUAUGGCGCCAGAGCGUAUUGCAGGAGAACAAUAUGGAAUCCACUCUGAUGUCUGGAGUUUGGGCAUCUCUUUCAUGGAGUUGGCUCUUGGAAGAUUCCCUUAUCCACAGGUAUGUAUAUUCAGAAAAAACCACGGAUCUUUAAUGCCGCUCCAGAUAUUGCAAUGCAUUGUUGAUGAGGAGUGUCCUGUCCUCCCCGUGGGUGAAUUCUCUGAAUCCUUUGUGCACUUCAUUACACAAUGUAUGAGAAAGCCACCGAAGGAGAGACCAGCUCCCGAAAUGCUGAUGGAUCAUCCUUUCAUUGUCCAGUUCAAUGAUGGGAACACAGAAGCCGUGUCCAUGUGGGUGUGUCGGGCGCUGGAAGAGAGGAGGUUACAAAGUGGACAGGCGUAAUCUGUAUCCAUGGUGAAGAUCUGAGCCUAAUAGCAAGGCAAACAGCGAUCAAUGGCUGCAGAAGAUCAACUCGCACCUUCAGCGCAGAGACUUAUUUAAAUUCUUUCUGUGCAGUGCCUUCAGCCAUGCCUUUAAGGAUGUGGCCUUUUGAGCCGUCCGGUGAUAACAUUUGUCUGUUUCAUAAUGGCAACUUCACACUGUGCCCAGAAAUGAAAGGCCUGCAGAAGAGUGGGCUUAUUGGAAAGAUGACUGUUACAUAUCACAUAAACUUUUAGAUAGCUCAGAUUAAAAAAAAGGCAGAGAUAACCCUCACUUAUCAAGAGGUUCAUUUCUUUGGUUAGGGAGUUUCUGUACUGAGAACUCUCCAGAACGCAGACUUGUGUAUGUGUGCCAUUUAAUUCCAGGUCUUGGGGGUCCUUCGUUCCAUCUGACUUGGCUUAUAGAAUUUUCCCAAUAAUGACCUCAGACACACAGGUGCCUUCCCUCCUCGCCUUUUGUUUUUGGGGGUUCCAACUAGUAGUUAUGUAUCAUUUUCUAAUUAUUGGUCUCUGCUUCUUCUGUAAUAAAUGUUUUUAAUACUA
Messenger RNA from Xenopus laevis (African clawed frog), 2068 nucleotides. RefSeq names its product mitogen-activated protein kinase kinase 5 L homeolog (gene map2k5.L). Gene Ontology annotation, molecular function: MAP kinase kinase activity; transferase activity; ATP binding. The record is from RefSeq and is a predicted model, not a curated record. Gene Ontology annotation, biological process: MAPK cascade. The transcript has 22 exons. The coding region runs from base 132 to 1487 and encodes 451 amino acids. NCBI's taxonomy places the organism in Eukaryota, Metazoa, Chordata, Amphibia, Anura, Pipidae.